AUGACUGUGUCUUCGGCCGAACAGCUCCAUAGUGACCAUACCCUGGCAUAUCACUUGAGCUUGCUGAGCCUUGACAGCUCGAGUAGCCAGAACGAAGAGUCCUCUCUAGGUCCUGUAUUUACGGCCUCUGCUCUCAACCAAUCCAGAGCAGGGCCAUUGCAAUACAGCCUCCUGGGAGGUGUCAAGAAAGUUACAACCACUUCUCCGUACCCAGAAGAGGCUUUUCUGGAACAGGACCCUCGACUCUUUUUCAAUGUGGCUGCACCAUCGAGUACCUUCAUCUGCGGCUCUCAGGGCUCGGGGAAAAGUCAUACCUUAUCCUGUAUCCUGGAAGGAUGUCUGAUUCCCUCGAUAGCAGGCGAGCUCCACAGACCCAUGACAGGUGUUGUUUUUCACUAUGAUACUUUUAUCAGCGACAGUGGCGGCUCACCCUGUGAGGCUGCCUUCCUUGCAUCGCACUCUAGCGUAAAUGUCCGAGUACUCUGUGCGCCAACUAAUCUGGCAACAAUCAAGAAAACCUACGCUAGGUUCAACAUCCCUGUGAAGCCCUUGCUAAUAGACCAGGCCAAUUUAAACACCAAGCGCAUGUUUGACCUCAUGGCAGUUGGCCAGGGCCAUGGUCCGGCGCCUCUAUAUGUGCAUACUGUUCAGCGGAUUCUAAGAGAGAUGCGCAUUUCGCAGCAGAGAACAGGAUCGCAAUUUGACUACGGAGAGUUCAAGCGGAGGGUCCUCAAUGCCGAUCUCCUUCCAGGCCAGCUCGAGCCUUUGAAGCAGCGAUUGGACACUUUAGAGAGCUUCAUGCCGCCUCAGCAGGCAGUCUUGCCCAAGUCACAGAAAAAGAAAAUGGCCGUCUCCAACAGUACAGGCUCCAGCUGGACACCCAAGCCUUCGCAGUUGACAAUCGUCGACCUCUCCUGCCCCUGCAUUUCCCCGGAUACAGCCUGCUCGCUUUUCAACGUUUGCUUUGGAAUAUUCAUGGAGCAGGACACCGAAAUCGGCAGAGUAGUGGCCCUGGAUGAAGCACAUAAGUACAUGAAAGACUCGGUCGAGGCUCGGACCUUUACAGAUACUCUCCUCUCGACCGUCAGGCUGCAGCGCCACCUCGGUGCUCGUAUCCUAAUCUCCACUCAAGAGCCGACGAUUUCGAGCGAUCUUCUUGGUCUGUGUACGGUCACCAUCGUGCAUCGAUUUACAUCGCCAGCAUGGUUACGCGCGCUAAAGAGGCAUGUGGCGGCAGCUGGGGUGGAGGUAAAAUCUCGUGAAGGACUACAGGCAAACAACGAGGAUGAAGCAGAAUACUUAGGCGCAUCCAGGAACUCGUCGCUGUUUCGUCAAAUUGUCCAUCUUCGAGUGGGCGAGGCCCUGUUGUUUUCGCCCAGUGCAAUCGUUGGGGCUGCGUCGGAACAGGUGCAUACACUGGGCGAUGGAUACAUGGUCAUCAAGGUCAGAAACCGGCUGACUGAAGACGGUGGCAGAAGUGUUAUAUCGUCUUGA
This is a messenger RNA of Aspergillus puulaauensis, 1494 nucleotides long. RefSeq lists its product as uncharacterized. The transcript has 5 exons. Lineage: Eukaryota; Fungi; Ascomycota; Eurotiomycetes; Eurotiales; Aspergillaceae. The coding region runs from base 1 to 1494 and encodes 497 amino acids. The record is from RefSeq and is a predicted model, not a curated record.